This is a messenger RNA of Trichophyton benhamiae CBS 112371, 153 nucleotides long. RefSeq lists its product as uncharacterized. The coding region runs from base 1 to 153 and encodes 50 amino acids. NCBI's taxonomy places the organism in Eukaryota, Fungi, Ascomycota, Eurotiomycetes, Onygenales, Arthrodermataceae. The record is from RefSeq and is a predicted model, not a curated record. The transcript has a single exon.
AUGUCCCAGGUAGCCACCAGCCACCAGCCAGAGAGAGCCAGAGAGCCAGAGAGCCAGAGAGAGGGGAGAAGAACGAGAGAGAAAAAGCAAGCAAAGCAGAAGAAGCAAAGAAAGACGCAGAAAAAGCAAGGAGAAAGAACUCAAACUAAGUAA